This is a messenger RNA of Brassica oleracea var. oleracea, 2935 nucleotides long. RefSeq names its product WD repeat-containing protein 44. The coding region runs from base 357 to 2924 and encodes 855 amino acids. Lineage: Eukaryota; Viridiplantae; Streptophyta; Magnoliopsida; Brassicales; Brassicaceae. The record is from RefSeq and is a predicted model, not a curated record. The transcript has 6 exons. Gene Ontology annotation, molecular function: protein binding.
UUAAACAGAGCGAAGAGAAAAAAAGAAGGUAAAAACAAAACAAAAUAAAAUAAAAGUUUGUUCUCUCUCUCUCCAUUGAUUUCUACACACAGCCAUCACCGAACCUCCAACACACUUCUCUCUCUCUCUCUCUCUCUCUCUUUGCCUUUCAUCGGAUCUGACUUCUUCCCGAAAACCCACAAUCUGAUUCUUCGAAUUCUUCAAAAAACACGCUUAAUCCCCACAAAAGUUUCCAUCUUUGACUUCACAAAUUGUUAUUAAUUCCCCAAAAAAGUCUGCGCCUUUCUGUUUGAUCGAAAUCACCGGCGGAGGAAUUUUCCGAUGGGAAUGCCUUCGCUGGCGUCACCAAAGCUGCCAUGAGCAACCACCGCGAGGAAGAGGAGGAGGAGGAGGAGCCCUUCCACGACUCUCUUGAUCGCUUAGUCUCUUCCUCUUCUUGCUCCUGCUCCGCUUCCAACUCCGAUUACGACUCCGAAUCCUCCCCUCGGAUCUCCUCUCAUGACCCCGAAGAGCCAGACGGUGGUGGUGGCCCCCGCCGUCGUCACCACCCAUUCCCCGUCCCUCGGUUCCCAAUGGGCGCUUCAAGGUUCGACCUUUGGAUCUCCGAGCCCGCCUCCGUCUCCGAGAGACGCUCUAAGCUUUUAACCGAAAUGGGCCUAAACCGAGAACCGGUUCGCUCCCGGUUAAAGCCCGUUUCCGAUUCCGGUUCUGACAUUUCUCGAUCGAUCUCGUGUAAUCAGUUGGUCCGGCGAGAUCACGGAGAUUGCUCCGAAACUGUCGGCGGCAGCGCUUCCUUCGUCGUGAGAUCGAAGUCAGAUUGUUCCGUUAGCCAAUGCAGCGAUCGUGACCGUCUUUAUCAUCAUCCUCCUCAGGGUAAUUCAUGUUCUUGUUUUGACUCUAAGCUCUCGCAUUCAGAGAUCAGUAUAACAGUUAGUGCUGAUUCAACUGAUCCCUUGCGGUUAGAAGGAAGUUCUGAUUGUGUGUUAGUGGAUGAGGAAGUGGAAGUGUGUACUAUUAAGAAUCUAGACAACGGGAAACAGUUUGUGGUGAACGAGAUUCAAGAAGAGGGUAGUACAUGGAAACAAGUGAAGGAAGUGGGGACCGACACGCAGAUGACAAUGGAGGAGUUUGAGAUGUCUGUGGGACACUCUCCCAUUGUUCAGGAGCUUAUGAGAAGACAGAACGUGGAGGAUUCUGAUAACAACGACAACGCAUCAACCAAAACAACAAAGGAUGAUGAAGAGAGUAAAUAUAAUAAUAAUAAUAAUGCAUCAAAGUCUAAGAAGAAAGGAAGCUGGUUCAAGAGCAUCAAGAGCGUUGUGACUGGUCACAGCAAAGAGAGACGAAGCAGCGAUGAUAAAGACACGUCAUCGGAGAGAGGCGGCCGGAGGUCGAGCUCAGCUACGGAUGACUCUCAGGAAUCUUCUUUCCACGGGCCGGAGAGAGUUAGGGUAAGACAGUACGGGAAGUCUUCCAAAGAGCUCACGGCGAUGUACAAGACGCAGGAGAUUCAAGCGCAUAACGGCUCUAUCUGGAGCAUUAAGUUUAGUUUGGAUGGUAAGUAUCUCGCUAGCGCCGGCGAGGACUGCAUCAUUCAUGUUUGGCAAGUGGUUGAGGCUGAGAAGAGAGGAGAGUUGUUACUGGAUAGACCGGAGCUGUUGCUUUUGGCUAAUAGUAAUGGAUCUCCGGAACCGACUACUAUGUCGCCGAGGAGAAGAGGGAGGAGUUCUGUGAGUAGAAAGUCGUUGAGUUUGGAGAACAUAUAUGUUCCAGAUUCUGUUUUUGGGCUCUCUGAUAAACCCUUUUGUUCCUUUCAUGGACAUCUGGAUGAUGUUCUUGAUCUUGCUUGGUCCAAGUCUCAGGAUUUGCUGUCUGCAUCAAUGGAUAAGACAGUUCGUUUGUGGAGCUUGUCUACCCACACUUGCUUGAAAGUAUUCUCUCACAGUGAUUAUGUGACUUGCAUUCAAUUUAAUCCGGUUGAUGAUAGAUACUUCAUCAGCGGUUCGUUAGAUGCAAAAGUUCGCGUGUGGAGCAUUCUGGAUCGGCAAGUAGUUGACUGGUAUGAUCUUCACGAGAUGGUCACUUCUGCUUGCUACACUCCAGACGGUCAGGGUGCGUUGGUUGGUUCAUACAAAGGUAGCUGUCGUCUUUACAGUGCAUCAGAUAACAAGCUGCAACAGAAAAGCCAGAUAAAUUUACAGAACAAGAAGAAGAAAGCUCAUCAGAAAAAGAUAACUGGUUUCCAGUUUGUGCCUGGAAGCUCAUCUGAAGUGCUAGUCACAUCUUCGGACUCUCGGAUCCGCGUUGUUGAUGGAACUAAUCUAGUUACUAAACUCAAAGGGUUUCGAAACACGAGCAGCCAAAUCUCCGCCUCAAUAACAGCAGACGGCAAAUACGUAGUGUCAGCGAGCGAGGAUUCAAACGUGUACAUAUGGAAGUACGAAUCCCCUGCUUCUCGACCAAGCAAGAGCAACAACAGCAGCAACAAGAACGUCACAGUCACAAACUCUUACGAGCAUUUCCACAGCCAAGACGUCUCUGCAGCCAUCUCAUGGCCCGGGAUGGCCUCAACAGAGUCUUGGGGAGCCACCCAAAACAGAGCCAACAACUUAGACGAAGUCUCCACAGCUAACCAUCCACCCACACCUGUAGACCAGCCAGGGACAACAACUCUGGACCGACUCAACAGUCCACGUAACGGGAUCAUUUCGAGCGCCACGAACGGAUACUUCUUCGAUAGAAUGUCAGCGACUUGGCCUGAGGAGAAGCUGAUGUUUGGGAGGAACAGAAGUGGGAACCGUCUGAGUACGGAUUUGUCUAACUCAGGGAACGUGUCGGCUUCUUGGGGGAUGGUGAUAGUCACUGCAGGUUUGAGAGGAGAGAUUAGAGCGUUUCAGAACUUUGGUUUGCCUAUAAGGAUUUGAUAUUAUAAAAA